Messenger RNA from Thermothielavioides terrestris NRRL 8126, 646 nucleotides. RefSeq lists its product as uncharacterized. The record is from RefSeq and is a predicted model, not a curated record. NCBI's taxonomy places the organism in Eukaryota, Fungi, Ascomycota, Sordariomycetes, Sordariales, Chaetomiaceae. The transcript has a single exon. Bases 423 to 584 code for a protein of 53 amino acids.
GUCGUCUUCAAGUGGCUGUGUCCGUCCUUCUGUGAUCGUGGGGGGAGGACAGGAGACAUAACAACUGGCCGACGCCUCGGGACAUGCCACACUAGCGGAUGGGGGAGAAGUAGGUAUGCGUUUGGGCAGGCUGGGCCAAGGAAGGGACGUGUUGGGCAUCUUCUGUGGGUCACUGUCGAGGCCUUGGUCGAGCCCAGCGCCUGUUUGAGUUCAAGUCCUUCUUUGUUCGCUUGUUUGCCUGUUCAAAUACUCCGUACACACCAACCGAUGCUGACAAUCUUGCCUGUUCCGUAUUGAUGAUACACUGAUACAGCCCCCAACACCAAACCACCAGACCAGACGGGAAGGAAAGCGGGUCAUCAUCAGUCGUCACAGAUGCGAAACAAUCUCGGGGUAUAUCCUCCUUCCAGGCCGCGGCCGCCAUGCUUCCUCUCAGUGUGUGUGUGUGUUUGAUGCUAUUGCUGCUCCUGCUGCUGCUGCUGCUGCUGCUGGCAUUUAGGUACCGGGAGCAGUGUGGUCCGCUCAUCUCAGCACGGUCGACGAGGUCGACUCGUUGGAGGUGGUCUUGGUCAGCCUCGCCAUGAAGAACUCCAUAUCACGGCGGACAAUGUCCGGGAACCUGACUUCUUUGCCCGCCGUGGCGAGC